UCAUAAAUGGCUGGUCCAUGUGCGUAAGAAUAAGAGACCUCGGCCUCGGCCAUCGCAAGGAAUACCCAAUGCGGGAACAGCCCUGUUGAUCCUCCGCGCAUUCCGCUGUCGAUAUAAAGUGGCUGUCCCCAAGUUAUGCAGUCAACUCUGCUGUCAGCAUCCCUCAUCAUGUCUGCCAAACUCAUCCUCCCGCUGCUCAGCCUGUCCGUCUUUUACGCCAUUUUCUACUUCGCCGAAGUCAAUGGCGCCAACAAGCUAGUCAAGGCGUCCAUCGCCGCUGGGAAGCUCCCCACCGUGGACGCUCCCCUGCGCAAAGUCUACACCGGCGUCGCUCCCAUCGAUGAGCUGCUUACUCUCUUGACCGUCUUCUUCUGGCCGACCACCGACGGCAGCAACGUGUCUCUACUGGUGCACUCCAUCGGAUUCUCCGGCACCUUCGGCUCCGCCUGGGUGCUCGUGGUCCUCGAAGCCUGGAGAAGAGGAAACGCCUGGACCCUGGCUGCAUUCCCCGUCGUCCUUGGCCUCGCCGCACAGGUCCUGACCUUCGCCUUCGCCGCCCCUCUGUACGGGGCCAUCCAGCUCUUCACCUCCGUCACAGCCACCAAGCCCACAGCCGAGAACAUCCGCGUUCCUCGCGCAGUCCUCCGGGCCAUCCCCUUCGCCUUCUUGAUCGGGUACAUGGUCCCGUCCUUCCUCCUGCUCGCCCCAGAAUCCGAGCACGUCACCACAGACCUCAAGCAGAUCUUCAUCGCCAUCUGGCAGCCGUGGCCCGCCUACGUCUCAAUCCUGCUCACCGUCGCCCACAUCUUCUUCUCCCCGUUCACCAGCAACGACCACACCGUUGAAGGCGGCCGCGCGACCCUCCGCGCCCUCCGCGGGGUCUACGCAUUCGCCUUCGCAAACACGGCCCUCAACCACCUGAUUUCAUGGAUCAUCCCCCUCGCGACCCUCGCCGAGCCCCGCCUUUUCAAGGAGGAGUAUCUCGCCGCCCUGCACCCGUGUGCUGUAUUCGCGAUCCCCAAGCCGUGGGAAGCGGGUGCUACCGUGGAUACUGUAGGCGCUGGUGUGCACGCGUUCCUCCGAUGGGAUUAUAUCAUUGGGUCGGCGGGUGUGUUGAUCUGGGCUGUGAGCCUGUACCGCGCUGCCCACCGUGUUGUGUACUGUCGCGCUGGAUGCGUGGGCCUUUUCGUCAAGGUUGCGGCGUUGUCGGCGCUUGCUGGACCCGUUGGGGCUGCUGUUGAGUUGAUGUGGGAGCGUGAUGAACUGAUUAUCAAUGAGUUGGGAGGAUUGAAGAGGUCUGCUCCUGCUGGGAAGAAGAAGGCUUAAGUGAAGCCGCAACAAACACUGAACCCGUGACUUGGGUUCAUAAAAGAUUAGUCAGGUUAAUGCAUGUUUAUAAUUAACCGGUCUUACAUCAAUCAGCUUAUUGUCGUCUUUCAUACUUUUUCAAGGAAAUAUAAAUAUUAAAGCAUCCAGACGGUACAGCAGAUUGUUAUCUGUAAUAAAUGUGCUGUGCGGAGUAAAUCCAAAACAUCAAUAUUAACAUUAACUAUCAAAACUAAAUUCAAUUCGUUGUAUAUCGUGUCAUAA
Molecule: messenger RNA, 1590 nt
Organism: Aspergillus versicolor CBS 583.65
Lineage: Eukaryota; Fungi; Ascomycota; Eurotiomycetes; Eurotiales; Aspergillaceae
Exons: 1
Coding region: 169-1326 (385 amino acids)
Source: RefSeq, a predicted model, not a curated record